Messenger RNA from Myxocyprinus asiaticus (Chinese sucker), 4177 nucleotides. RefSeq names its product protein HIRA. NCBI's taxonomy places the organism in Eukaryota, Metazoa, Chordata, Actinopteri, Cypriniformes, Catostomidae. Gene Ontology annotation, cellular component: nucleus; HIR complex. The transcript is spliced from 25 exons. Gene Ontology annotation, biological process: chromatin remodeling; regulation of DNA-templated transcription; DNA-templated transcription. Bases 253 to 3285 code for a protein of 1010 amino acids. The record is from RefSeq and is a predicted model, not a curated record. Gene Ontology annotation, molecular function: protein binding; nucleosome binding.
UUCCGGCGUGAGUUCAGUUGCUGCUGCUUCACGCUCGGAGGGUGAUGAGAGAGAGACGGACACACAGGGAGAGAGAGAGCGAGAGAGAGAGAGAGAGAGAGAAAGAGAGACAGAAAUGAAGUUCAACUGAGCAACAAAGUAACGGAUGAGCCGCAGCACUUAAGAGGCCGGGCGGGCAGGAUUCCCCUCGGAAGCAAAGAAGGAGAUCGCGGGCGGUCGCAAAGGGCAGUUUUACAAUUGAUCAGCCUGGAGAUGAAGCUGUUGAAGCCGAGUUGGGUCAGUCACAAUGGUAAACCAAUAUUCUCAGUUGAUAUCCAUCCAGAUGGAACUAAGUUUGCUACAGGUGGCCAAGGUGAGGACUCUGGGAAGGUGGUCAUCUGGAACAUGGCCCCAGUUCUCAGAGAGGAGGAAGAGAAGAAUGAAAAUAUUCCCAAGCUGCUUUGCCAGAUGGACAAUCACUUAGCUUGUGUGAAUUGUGUGCGCUGGUCAAAUAAUGGCUUGUAUCUGGCGUCAGGAGGUGAUGACAAACUCGUCAUGGUGUGGAAGAGAGCUGCUUUCAUAGGUCCAAGCACAGUGUUUGGAUCUAGCAGUAAACUGGCUAAUGUGGAACAGUGGAGGUGUGUCACCAUUCUGAGGAACCACACAGGAGAUGUAAUGGACGUCGCCUGGUCGCCUCAUGAUGUCUGGCUCGCGUCGUGCAGUGUGGAUAACACCAUCGUCAUCUGGAAUGCCCGAAAAUUCCCAGAGAUCGUGACGACUUUAAAGGGACACACAGGGCUAGUGAAAGGCCUAACGUGGGACCCCGUGGGCAAAUACAUCGCCUCCCAGGCAGACGACCACAGCCUGAAGGUCUGGAGGACCAUGGACUGGCAACUGGAGACCAACAUCACCAAACCUUUCAAUGAGUGUGGUGGCACCACACAUGUCCUGAGGCUGAGCUGGUCUCCAGACGGUCAGUACCUGGUCUCAGCCCACGCCAUGAAUAAUUCUGGGCCCACAGCUCAGAUCAUUGAACGUGAUGGCUGGAAAACAAAUAUGGACUUCGUGGGUCAUCGAAAAGCUGUUACUGUGGUGAAGUUUAACCCUAAGAUCUUUAAGAAGAAACAGAAGAACGGCAGCACGCCCAAACCCAGCUGCCCGUACUGCUGCUGUGCUGUGGGCAGUAAGGACCGCUCGCUCUCUGUAUGGCUCACCUCACUCAAACGUCCUCUGGUGGUCAUUCAUGACCUUUUCGAUAAGUCCAUCAUGGACAUUACAUGGACUCUAAAUGGGCUUGGACUCUUGGUGUGCUCCAUGGAUGGAACUGUUGCCUUCCUGGACUUUUCUCAGGAUGAGUUGGGAGAUCCACUGAAUGAAGAGGAAAAGAACACUAUUCAUCAGAACAUCUAUGGAAAGAGUCUGGCCAUCACUAUGGAGUCACAGCUUUCCAGCACAAUCAUUGAGAACCCAGAAAUGCUCAAGUACCAACAGGAGCGCCAGGGGAACCAGAAUAUUAAUGAAGCCCAGGGAUGCGGUCCUGAGACCCAGACGCCCAAACUCACUAAUGUGCUCAACGGAGAGUCCCUGGAGGACAUCAGAAAGAACCUCUUAAAAAAGCAGGUCGAGACCAGAACUGCGGACGGGAGGCGAAGAAUCACACCCCUCUGUAUCGCACAGCUCGACACAGGGGAUUUCUCGCCAGCAUUGUUUAACAGCGUGCCGAUCUUGCCGGGGUCGUCUGCGUCGACCCAGCUGACCCCUCAGAUAUCUUCUGAUUCCAGCACGGCCAACUCAUUGGGCCUACGACCCUCCCACGACCCCUCUACCACCUCUCCCAACAAAACUACCGAAGAGAAUAAGGAUGGUGGAGCUCCACCUAUAAACUCAGUUGGUAUGAAAUCUAAUCUGCUGUUGACAUCCGCCUCCAAGAUCGAGCCAAUGAAAGCACUGGACUCACGAUUCACUGAGAGGUCAAAGGCCACACCAGGGGUCACUAGCGUACCACCAACUGUGGGCAUCACCCCACUUGACAGGGUAAAAGACAACAGCUCUGUGAAGGAGCCUAGAGGGAAAGAUGAGACCAGUAGUGACAGUGAGGACAAAAUCAUGGUGAAAUCACUCUCGAUGGCUAAGAGGAAGGUAGAGAUGGAGGGAGGAGAGGUGGUAGAGAAGAGAAAGAAGGGAAGGCCAAGGAAAGAUGCCAAAAUGAUGAUGCCCGUAUCACAGCCCUUCCCACAGACUUCAUUUUCAGUGGAAAAGGAGCCAGUUCGAUUAGCAACACCUGUUGUGGCAUUAAAACUUCCCACCCCAUCAAUCCAGAAAUCAUUCAGCACUCAGGUUGGCACAGAUGCUGUUACAUACCUAGAGGUGGAGAAUGAGGUCUCUGUGGUGUCUGGGGCCCGUCUCAGUCAGCUCAAAUGGAGCAGAGAUGGCCGGGAAUGGGACACACUUCUACCCAGUCGCAUUGUCAUUGCCACUGGGAGUAGCGAUGUUGUUGCUAUAGCAUGCGAGGAUCGCACACUGUCUGUCUUUUCGGCUUGUGGGCGGAGAUUGUUUCCCUCAUUCGUGCUGCCCGCACCCAUGUCAGCAUUGAAUUGCUCGGGCCACUUUGUCAUGGCGCUAACAGCAUCAGCCACGUUGUCCGUCUGGGAUGUUCAGAAACAGAAAGUUCUGGUCAAAAAUGAAUCUUUGAACUCUAUCUUAUCAGGCACAGAUGUCACAGUAAGUCAGUCUUUUGUGACCCAGCAAGGUGUAGCUGUUGUGGGGUUGUCAAACGGCAAAACCUACUGCUUCAACUCAUCACUGGAGACCUGGAAUUUAAUCGCAGAUAAGCAGGACUCUCUGGUGCAGUGUGCAGACUUCAGGAAUUGCAUAUCCGCUCAGGAUUCUCUGGGCUUCAUUGGGCCACUCGCCCUCACACAGGGCCGAAAUCUGAGUGCGGGGCGGUUGGCGUCUCGCCUGUCAUCUACACCUCACCACUUGCAGCAGGGAAUGACUCUGGCCUUUCUAGAAAACCAGCUCUCGUCUGCUCUCAUCCUUCUCUCGGCAAACGAGUACAGACACUGGCUUCUCAUCUACGCACGGUUCCUUGUGAAUGAGGGUUUUGAGCAGAGGUUGAGGGAACUAUGUCAGGAUUUAUUGGGACCAGUUCACAAAUCCAGUAGCAGCUCCUGGGAGCCAGCAGUUCUAGGUCUGAAAAAGAGGGUUCUGUUGACCGAGGUGCUGCCUGUGAUUGGUCAGAACUUGAGGUUCCAAAGACUCUUCACAGAAUACCAGGAUCAGCUCGAAUUGCUGCGUCUGAAAUAGCACUUCACCUUUGACCUUUUGAUGUUUCACCCCGACCCCUGCUUCGCCUGUACAUGAAUUAACUGUCUGCCUUAGCUUUCCCUGACAGCACUGCUUAUAGCGCAGACAUGGACACUAAUUAAAAUGGACACAAUGAUGUUUUUUAAGAAUUAAUUUGAAUUAAUUUGUGAAUUAACAAUUAUUAAUUAUAUUUGUAAACUUUGUGCUGGUGGCAAGAAAGAGGAAAGGUUGGGAUAUUUUCACAAAAAAAAAAAAAUAAGGAUAAUUUUGAUCAAGCACAAAGUCAGAACCGAACGUUUGUACUAUUCAACUAUAAGUUGAUGUGAGUGAUGAUCCAAACACUUUUUCCCAUCCCUCCUCUCUUUUCAUCGUUUUCCUUUAGUUCCAAUUUGUACAGUCAUUUGUCAUUUAUUUGUAAAUGUUUGUAAAAGGCAAUUUUUUUUUUCUCCGUUUUCUAUAAAAUUUAGAAAAUGGUAAACCUUCAAUUAAAUAAGGAAUAAACUAUUUACCAGUUCUAAAACCUGUUGCUCUUUUCUCUCUCUCUUGCUUGUAAAUAAGGUAAAAAAAAAUUUAAAAAAAAGAGAAAAUAUUCUAGGUUUAAGAAUUAGAUGUCUUUUUUUCCAUUUAAAUUUUGUUGGCACAUGGUUUUCAAAACUUUUCCCAAUGAAUUUACGUGAUGUUUCAAGUUUCUGUUUAAAGGUUCCAAAGUAUUUUAUAGAUAUUGCUGGAGUGGAUUUCUGUUUGUAUAUAAGGAACCAAUACUUGGAAUUAAUAUCUUAAAAUGAUUAGAGUACAAAUAUAUUUAGUAAGGCUAAAAACAUAUAUUUGUUAUUAGCUAGUAACAUCUGCAAUCCAAUGAGUUGCACCAUGAAUGAACUGAAUGAAAAUAUUA